GUCUCAGUACAAAGAAAGUGUUUCUUCGCACUUCUCUCUCUUCCAUGGAAUCCAAUAGUCGGCGACGCUUUCACUUUCUCCGGCGACAAUGAACUCAUCGCCGGCGAAGUGGGUUCGCGUUGCUCUCUUCUCACUCGUUCCUUCAGUUCCUUCCUCUCACUCCUCCUUUUCCGGUCGUCGGAAAAUUUAUCCGCCGUCCUCACAAAGAUUGAACGAAUCGGAAAACUAGAAGCGAUUCCGUUUUCUUCUUGACUUUUCUUUUUACCUCUCUCUCUCAUUCUCGAUCGCUAGCUCGCUUACAUUCUGUUGUUUUCGAUCGGAUCCAUUUCUUUGCCGGAAACACCAUCGCCGGCGAUAUGGAAACGUAGUUCAAUAAGCCUCUGCUGACGUUAGAAAACCUUAGGAAUUAUAAAAGAGAAAAGCGAAAUUUAAUAGUUAGUUUGGUUGUUUAGUUAGUUAACGUUUGGAACGGUGUAACUAAAUAUAAACGCGACGAUGUUAGAUCUUAAUCUCAAUGCUGAGUGGACCGAUUCGGCUCGUGACGGCGACUCGCCGGUUCCGUUAGAGGAGUUUCCUGAAGGUUCGCGGAACCAAAUGGCGGAAUCAGGGACUUCGAAUUCCUCUGUGGUGAAUGCGGACGGGUCCAGUAACGGCUGCUGCGACGAGGACUCGUGCUCCACGCGCGCUGAUGACGUGUACACCUUCAAUUUCGAUAUCCUUAAAGUGGAAGGCGCGAGCGACGUCGUAACGAAGGAGUUGUUUCCGGUGAGUGGAGGAGUGGCAACGUCGUCGUUUUCGGCGAGAAAAAGUUUCGUGGAUCUCGCGUUCGAUCGUGAGGGAGGAAACAGUGACAUAAAGAUGCUUCAGCCGCAGCCUCAGACUCAGACUCAGCAACCGGCGAAGAAGAGUAGGAGAGGACCAAGGUCUCGAAGCUCACAGUACAGAGGGGUUACCUUUUAUAGAAGAACGGGAAGAUGGGAAUCGCAUAUCUGGGAUUGCGGGAAACAAGUCUAUUUGGGAGGAUUUGACACGGCUCAUGCUGCUGCUAGAGCCUAUGAUCGAGCUGCUAUUAAGUUCAGGGGAGUUGAUGCUGACAUCAAUUUCAAUCUGAGUGAUUAUGAGGAUGAUCUUAGACAGUUGAAGAAUUUGUCCAAGGAGGAAUUCGUACAUAUACUGCGCCGCCAAAGUACUGGUUUCUCAAGAGGAAGUUCUAAAUACCGAGGAGUUACUCUCCACAAGUGUGGCCGGUGGGAAGCUCGAAUGGGACAAUUCCUUGGCAAAAAGUAUAUAUAUCUUGGAUUAUUCGACAGCGAAGUAGAAGCUGCAAGUAGGGCUUAUGACAAGGCAGCUAUCAAAUGCAACGGAAGGGAAGCAGUGACCAACUUUGAGCCAAGUACAUACGAAGGAGAGAUGAAAUCUGCAGCCACUAAUGAAGUUAACAAUCAUAAUCUUGAUCUCAAUUUGGGCAUAGCAACCCCAGGAACUGGGUCCAAAGAAAAUUGGCAGCGACUUCAGUUCCCCUCUGUCCAUUACAACACGCAUGGUGGAAUAAGUUCAAUGAUGGAAACAAAUGUUGAUUCAGGAGUUGGUAAUCCAUCUUUGAAAAGACUGGUUGUGAAUGAAGACUGUCCUUCUGUAUGGAAUGGAAUGUGUCCUAGUUUCUUUCCCAAUGAGCAGGAAAAAACAGAGAGAAUGAACACGGAGCAUUCGAAAGGACUGCCCAAUUGGGCGUGGCAAACGCAUGCCCAGGUCAAUGCUACCCCAGUACCAACGUUCUCUGCUGCAGCAGCAUCAUCAGGAUUCUCAAUUUCAGCUACCUUUCCUCCCACUGCCACCUUUCCAACAAGAUCUACGAACUCCAAUCCCCAGAGUCUCUGUUUUACUUCAUCCAGCAUGCAUUCGUCUGAAUAUUAUUACCAGGUUAAGCCCCGGCAGGCACCACUGUAGCCGAUCUUGUACUACUCGUUAAAGGCAAACCACAAAAAGUUUUUGCGCUCAAAAUUCUUUGUGUAAUUCAGUAACUGAUUGGUGUAUACUGAGAUUUGAUUUGACCCCUAAUUGCUACCUCUUUGCUUAAACUAUAAUGCCCCCCGUUAUGAUAAAUCAUCUCUCACGCAAAUGCUAUUUUUAGUGCACUACCAUAACGAUGUAGCUGUUUUUCUCAA
This is a messenger RNA of Vigna angularis (adzuki bean), 2165 nucleotides long. RefSeq names its product ethylene-responsive transcription factor RAP2-7. The transcript is spliced from 10 exons. Gene Ontology annotation, biological process: regulation of DNA-templated transcription. Lineage: Eukaryota; Viridiplantae; Streptophyta; Magnoliopsida; Fabales; Fabaceae. The record is from RefSeq and is a predicted model, not a curated record. Bases 496 to 1947 code for a protein of 483 amino acids. Gene Ontology annotation, molecular function: DNA-binding transcription factor activity; DNA binding.